Molecule: messenger RNA, 1110 nt
Organism: Heterotrigona itama
Lineage: Eukaryota; Metazoa; Arthropoda; Insecta; Hymenoptera; Apidae
Source: the annotation of a GenBank genome assembly
AUGGCCCCGAAUAUAACGAAUACCCCGACUGGCGUGCUUUUCGAAGAGGAGACCCUGGAGGAGACUUCAAGUCUGAGCGAGCCUAAGAAGAAGAUCAAGAAACAAAUCGUCUGGAGGAACGUGAUUAUUUUCACGUAUCUUCAUCUAGGUGCAAUCUAUGGAUUGUACCUUGUUUUUACAUCGGCAAAAAUCGUUACGACACUCUUUGGUGAGCAAAUGCCUGGAAUUAUUUCCCGUCGAUUAUCAAGGUUUCGUCUAACCACAAUAUCUUUGUACGUAUGCAGUGGAUUGGGAAUCACAGCUGGUGCACACAGAUUAUGGGCACACAGAUCAUACAAAGCGAAAUGGCCACUCCAGAUGUUGCUGAUGAUAUUCAACACCAUUGCGUUCCAAGAUGCAGCUAUCGAUUGGGCUAGAGAUCACAGACUUCACCAUAAAUACAGCGAGACGGAUGCGGAUCCCCACAAUGCAAAGAAUGGAUUCUUCUUCGCGCACGUGGGCUGGUUGUUGUGCAGGAAACACCCAGAUAUCGCUAGGAAAGGCAAAGGAAUCGAUCUCAGUGACCUGAGAAACAAUUCUAUAUUGAUGUUCCAGAAGAAAUAUUACUUGUACCUGAUGCCACUCUUGUGUUUCAUUUUACCGACUGUCAUUCCUGUCUACUGUUGGAACGAGACUUGGUCUAACGCCUACUUCGUUCCCGCUGUUUUGCGUUACGUCUUUACACUGAAUAUGACUUGGUUGGUCAACUCUGCGGCUCACAUGUUUGGAAACAAACCAUACGAUAGAUAUAUCAAUCCUGCGGAAAAUAAAAUGGUGGCUCUCACGGCGUUCGGUGAAGGUUGGCACAACUAUCAUCACGUGUUCCCAUGGGACUAUAAAACGGCAGAGUUGGGCAACUACAGAUUCAAUCUUACAACGGCUUUCAUUGAUUUCUUUGCAAAACUCGGUCUCGCGUACGAUUUGAAGAUAGUACCCAAGGAUGUAGUAUACAAACGAGUGCAGAGAACUGGUGACGGAAACCAUAACACCGCAAAUCUGUGGGGUUGGGGUGACAAAGACCAGACGAAGCAAGAUAUAGAUGUAACAAUGGUGUUGAAGAAAGAAUAUUAA